UAAUGGUCAAAUCCAAUACAAACACGAUCACUUUUUCCCGAAUUCGAUGUCUGACAUCUGGUUCAUGCUAACACUUUUGCUAAUUCUAUUCAGCGCGUCUAAAUCUUGACCAAGACUUACAAUAGUUUAAAAGCUUUCGUGUAUAUAUACAAUCAAUGUAUACAAAUAUCACAAGCAGAUCAGAAUUAGGACCCAGAAACCCAAAACUCAAAGACCCUACUGGUUUUGGUUCUCAGUUCUCAGGAUUUUUGUGUCAAAUUCAAUGGGCAGAGGGAUGGACAUAGAGAUGUUGCCAAUAGACUGUGUGUCCACAAUUCUGUCGAACACCUCUCCAUCAGACGCAUGCAGAUCUUCAAUAGUGUCAUCCACCUUUCGUUCUGCGGCAGAGUCCGAUGUUGUGUGGAAGAGGUUUUUGCCGGCUGAGUAUAGGGAUGUUGUCUCGAGGUUGGUCACUCCUUUGACGUUUUCUGCAAUGAAGGAGCUUUUUCUUCUUCUCUGCAAUCCGGUUCUCAUAGACGGUGGCAAAAAGAGCUUUAAGCUAGACAAAUCAUCUGGCAAAAUAUCCUAUAUGCUGUCUGCAAGAGAAAUUUCCAUAACAGGGAGCGAUGAACCCAUGUGUUGGAGCUGGAGAUCUGUCCCAGAAUCAAGGUUCUCGGAAGUGGCUGAGCUCAGAACAACAAGCUGGUUAGAAAUUCAUGGAAAAAUCAGAACUCAAAGUCUGUCACCAAACACAACAUAUGGUGCUUAUCUUGUAUUGCAAACCUGUGAUCGUGCAUAUGGGCUGGAUUCAAUACCAUCUGAAAUAUCAGUCUCAGUUGGGAACAGGCUAUUCAAUGGCACAGCAUAUCUAACUCGUGGGGAUCAGAAGAAACAGCAAAUGGAGUGCCUAUUUUAUAAGAACCGCAUCGAAAUUUUGGGAAAGAGAGUAGGAGAAGGAGACGGACGAGUCCCAUGUAAAAGAGAGGAUGGAUGGAUGGAGAUAGAGCUGGGCGAGUUCUUUAGUAGUGAUGCUUCAGAGGAGGUGAAUAUGAGUUUGAUGGAGCUUAAGGGACAUCAAUUGAAAGGAGGACUUGUCAUUGAAGGAAUUGAAUUAAGGCCUAAAGAGUAUUGAAAGAUUGUUAAUUUGCUUUGAAGUGAGGGAGAUAAAAUAGAAAAGUACAAAGGGUAUAGGUACAAAUUAGGUGUUUCAAUUGAUUUUUUUAUUUAUUUUUAUUUUUUGUCCCCUUUAUUGAUAGAGAGUGGGAAUUAUGUAGAAAAAGGAAAUUCUGUUCAGUGUGCACAUUUUAUACAAGAAGACAAAGGACUAUUCCUUUUGGAAUACAAGACAGGAGGAAGGAAACUCAUGUGCUAAUAAUUUAUUCUGCUUACACAAAGCCACUUGAAUUGAGUUCAAGUAAGUUAUCCUAAAGUUUUGAAUAGAGUUCCAACUUAUGUUUGUGGUCCUCAA
Messenger RNA from Carya illinoinensis, 1447 nucleotides. RefSeq names its product F-box protein PP2-B13-like. Bases 263 to 1111 code for a protein of 282 amino acids. NCBI's taxonomy places the organism in Eukaryota, Viridiplantae, Streptophyta, Magnoliopsida, Fagales, Juglandaceae. Gene Ontology annotation, molecular function: protein binding. The record is from RefSeq and is a predicted model, not a curated record. The transcript is spliced from 3 exons.